Molecule: messenger RNA, 940 nt
Organism: Triticum aestivum (bread wheat)
Lineage: Eukaryota; Viridiplantae; Streptophyta; Magnoliopsida; Poales; Poaceae
Product: auxin-responsive protein SAUR32
Exons: 1
Coding region: 295-660 (121 amino acids)
Biological process (GO): response to auxin
Source: RefSeq, a predicted model, not a curated record
CCUCGCCUCCCAACCCCCCCUCUUUCUUCCUCGCCAACAACGACCUCCUCCACAUCAGAAAAAAAAAAAGGAAAGCAGGCAAGGUGGAGUAGGAACCAUGUCCAACGUGCCCACCUCCCUCCGCGACUCCUCCCUCACCGUCUUCCGCCUCGCCAUCUCCAGCUCCGACCCCUGGCCCUUCUCUUCCUAACCCCAAACCCCUCCAUCCCCCUCUCGAGCUCCGCCGUCCGAUCUCCCUCCCCCCUCUCCUCCUUCCUCGCAACAGCCACAAGACUCGUCCGGUCCUCGCCUCCGAUGCACCUCAGGCAGCAGCAGCAGCACCACCAGAGGGCGGAUAUGGUGGCGCCCAAGGGGUGCGUGACGGUGCGCGUGGGGGCGGAGGGGGAGGAGCAGCGCCGCUUCGCCGUGCCGCUCGACCACCUCAAGCACCCGCUCUUCGGGGCGCUGCUCGACGAGGCCGAGCGCGAGUACGGCUUCAGGCACCAGGGCGCCAUCGCCAUCCCCUGCCGGGUCGACCGCUUCGUCCACGUCGAGCGCCUCAUCGACCGCGACCUCGGCGCGCACGGCCACCAGCUCGUCGACCUCGACUGCGGCGCCGCCACCGCCCACGGCCACGGCCACAUACAUCUGCCGCGCUUCGUCGGCUGCUUCCGCGCCUGACGAUGAUGGCGACGCGUCGUCGACCGGCGGAUCUCUUGCUGUUUCUUUGUUAGGGUUGGUUGAGUAGUUCUCUCCCGUAUGCUGCUGGCUAGUUUGUUUCGCCCUCCGGUCGCGAUGGGUUUGUUAUGCAUGGUUGUUCUCCAUUGGUUUGGUUUGUGCUGGGAGAAUCGAUCGGAGGACGAAUUCGAUGUUGAUGACGACGAAAAAUUAUGAUCCAAGUGUAAAGAGAUAAUAUUAUUGUUAGUAGCUUAUUAAUCCUGUACUUUUUUCCUUUUGUCAA